Messenger RNA from Oppiella nova, 1170 nucleotides. NCBI's taxonomy places the organism in Eukaryota, Metazoa, Arthropoda, Arachnida, Sarcoptiformes, Oppiidae. The record is from the annotation of a GenBank genome assembly.
UAUGUGAAUGGCUCUAAUACCUUGAUCAAUUGCACGGCUAAAUUAAACCCAUACAAUGAGUAUUUCUACAGCUUAAAUAUAAGCAAGGACGGACAGGUAUUUUACAGAUACGACAAUCGCACUAAAAGCCUUCCUAUCUUUAAGCAAAUACCCGGUAUAAAUAAAAUCGUGAGUUUGUCUCCGGGUAUUUUCAUAAUCAACAAUAUAAACAAGACAACUGCCGGUCACUACGUGUGCGCCGUUUACUACAACAACAACCGGUCCUUCAGUUCCCGUGAUUUCAAUAUACGUAUUCAUGUGAAUACAGUUACAUUUGUGAGCCAGUCAAGUGACCCGGGUAAAUAUGACCAACACGUCCAUAAGAUGUAUUUACACAGACAUGAGGCGCGACCCAUGAAGCGGAGAAGUACCCCGGAGAAUGUAACCCUCGCUAUAACUCCUCAUAAAAUCAAGAAGGGAAUGGAUGUAACCAUUCAAUCGCCCAACAAAUACACGUCGGGAGGGUAUACCUGUAGCGUGACCUUCAAGAACCACACGCAGUCGACUGUCCACUACUCCAUAUCAGCCAAUGCCACUCUGCAUGACAGAGGUAUCCCAAAACACAGGGAGAAUAAGAUGCCGAUAACUAUCACCGAAAACCUGACGAUUAAGACUUCCAAGAAUGGCAACAAAUAUAAGACAACUGUCUUUUCGGGUGGAACUACUCAACAGUCGGUCACCACUUUGGGAAUGACAUCUAAUUUAAGACCUAAUACCGAUAAUAUAGAUAAUCCUACAUCUAACAAACAGACCUUACCAGUUCACGUAAGAAUUGGGUUCCGACCAAACAGAUUACCCAAAGGCAAGGACGUGUACUUAGCCUGCUCAUACGAUAACCCGGAUAAACCAUUUGAAUUGUCAGAAAUUAACAUUUAUAAGGGUGAACACUUAUUCUGGCGCCAGGUCAACCAAACAUUCUUUGAGUUUCACAAGAUUAAAGGCAUCAACAAAAUAGCCAAUAAAUACGAGUCGAGACAGCAGUUGAUUGAAUUAAAAAUUAGAAAUGUUCAGAAAGACACGUUUGGCGAGUAUAGGUGCAAGGUGACCUACCAUCAAGUUAAUUCACAUUUGGAAUUCAGUGUGCUGGCUCACUCACAUCUGGACCUGGCUAACACAUCGUCUUAUUUAUAC